Diversispora eburnea is the source of this 297-nucleotide messenger RNA. Lineage: Eukaryota; Fungi; Glomeromycota; Glomeromycetes; Diversisporales; Diversisporaceae. The record is from the annotation of a GenBank genome assembly.
AUGUCAUGUACUACGUUUGCUAUAUGUCUAAAUUAUUUUAUUAAUGACUUUGAUUCACCAAUAUUUGGAUCAUAUGGGAAACUUGGAUGGUUACAUUGGACAAAUGAGCAACAAUGGAUUGUUCUUUAUGCUCAAAAUUUAACAUUAUUUGCAUUUGUAUGGUAUUUAGUACCUAUAUUAAUAUUUAUUCCCAUACAAGAAUUGGUAAAAAUGCAUGAUAUGAAACAUUAUACUAAAUUUCAAAAAAGAUCAAAAUUGUUAUUUAAUACCAAAUUAGGAAUGCAUUCACCAGUUUAG